Urocitellus parryii (Arctic ground squirrel) is the source of this 1185-nucleotide messenger RNA. RefSeq names its product abhydrolase domain containing 10, depalmitoylase (gene Abhd10). Gene Ontology annotation, cellular component: mitochondrion. Lineage: Eukaryota; Metazoa; Chordata; Mammalia; Rodentia; Sciuridae. The record is from RefSeq and is a predicted model, not a curated record. Gene Ontology annotation, biological process: protein depalmitoylation. Gene Ontology annotation, molecular function: hydrolase activity, hydrolyzing O-glycosyl compounds; palmitoyl-(protein) hydrolase activity.
AGGGACAGCUGGGAAGAUGGCGGCUGUGGGUUUGACGGCUGUGGCUGCCUGGGUACCCUGUCGGAGCUGGGGCUGGGCAGCCGUCUCCUUUGGCCCACACCGUGGCCUCAGCGCGUUACUUCCACGGAAGCCCCAGCGGGCGCCCCGGUGGCUCCCAGUUUGCAGACAGAAGACAUCAGUCUCUUUCCUUAAUCGACAAGACCUCCCCAAACUGGCUUAUAAGAGGCUAAAAGGCAAAAGUCCAGGAGUUAUCUUCAUUCCUGGCUAUCGUUCUGAUAUGAAUGGUACAAAAGCAAUGGCAAUUGAGGAGUUUUGCAAAUCUCUAGGUCAUGCCUGUAUAAGGUUUGAUUACUCAGGAGUUGGAAGUUCGGAUGGCAAAUCAGAAGAAUGCACAGUGGGGAAAUGGAGAAAAGAUGUACUUUCUAUAAUUGAUGAAUUAGCUGAAGGACCACAGAUACUUGUUGGAUCUAGCCUUGGUGGAUGGCUUAUGCUUCAUGCUGCAGUUGCACGGCCAGAUAAGGUCGUGGCUCUUAUUGGUGUAGCUACAGCUGCAGAUGGCCUAGUGACACAGUUUAAUCAGCUUCCUGUUGAGGUAAAAAAGGAAGUGGAGAUAAAAGGUGUGUGGUCCAUGCCAUCAAAAUAUCAUGAAGAAGGAUUUUAUCACAUUCCGUACAGUUUCAUUAAGGAAGCAGAACACCACUGCUUGUUACAUAGUCCAAUUCCUGUGAACUGCCCUAUAAGAUUACUCCAUGGCAUGAAGGAUGACAUCGUACCUUGGCAUACAUCUAUGCAAGUUGCUGACCAAGUAGUCAGCAAAGAUGUAGAUGUCAUCCUCCGAAAACAUAGUGAUCAUAGAAUGAAGGAAAAAGCAGACAUUCAACUUCUUGUUUAUACUAUUGAUGACUUGAUUGAUAAGCUUUCAACAUAGUUCACUAGAAUCACAUUUUUAAUAGGUAUGUAAAUUAUUCAGAAGAUUGAAAACGAUACAGCAAAUCAAAGACCCUUAUACUGUAGGUUUUUCCCUCUUACCUCUAUUUUGUAAAUAUCAGAAAAGUAUUUAUUUAAUUAUGUCUUUGCACAAAUAGUACACAUUGUGAUGGAAGUACCAGCUGCUGUUUAGAAAAAUUUCUUCUUCCUUCARUCUUUGACUUUUUUCCGUUAAAAUAUUUCCUAUUUUUUAUUCAA